Messenger RNA from Python bivittatus (Burmese python), 2456 nucleotides. Lineage: Eukaryota; Metazoa; Chordata; Lepidosauria; Squamata; Pythonidae. The record is from RefSeq and is a predicted model, not a curated record.
GGUUAUUUUACGUGUCGCUGCAUUGUCUCCCUUUCUCCUGCUCCUGUUUUCCAGGCUGAAGACAAGAUAAUCCCCGAACCUCGACUUAAGAAAUUAGAGCCUGUCCUUCUCCCAGGUGAAAUUGUGGUGAAUGAAGUGAACUUUGUGAGGAAAUGCAUUGCAACUGAUACAAGCCAAUAUGACCUCUGGGGAAAGCUGAUUUGCAGCAACUUCAAGAUAUCCUUCAUUACAGAUGACACCAUCCCAUUUCAGAAGUUCCAGUACAGAAAUCUUCUCCUAGGAGAACAUGAUGUGGCCCUGACAUGUGUAGAGCAAAUAGUCACAGUGAAUGAUACAAAGAGGAAGCAGAAAGUUCUGGGCCCCAACCAAAAACUGAAGUUUAAUCCAACGGAAUUAAUCAUUUACUGCAAAGACUUUCGUAUUGUCCGUUUUCGUUUUGAUGAAGCUGGACCAGAAAGUGCAAAGAAGGUGUGUCUUGCUAUAGCACACUACUCCCAACCGGCAGAUCUCCAGCUGCUUUUUGCAUUUGAAUAUGUGGGCAAGAGAUACCACAAUCCAGCAAACAAAGUGAAUGGAAUAGACCCUGGAGGAGGAGGAGGAGGAGGAGGAGGGGCUGGCCACCAGACUCCCUUGUUUGAAACUUUCUCAGACUGGGAUAGAGAAAUCAAGAGGACCGGAGCAUCAGAGUGGCGCGUGUGUUCAGUCAAUGAAGGUUACAUGAUAUCCACCAGCCUUCCAGAAUAUUUUGUAGUGCCCUCCUCUCUCGCGGAUCAAGAUCUAAAGCUGUAUUCUCACUCCUUCACGGGACGACGGAUGCCGAUGUGGUGUUGGAAUCAUUCCAACGGGAAUGCGCUUGUGAGAAUGGCCCAUAUCAAGGACGCCCUGCAGCAGCGAAGAAUAGACCAACGGAUUUGCAAUGCUAUUACCAGAAGUCACCCACAGAGGAGCGAUGUUUACAAAUCUGACUUAGAUAAAAGUCUGCCAAAUAUCCACGAAAUCCAGACCGCCUUUCUCAAACUGAAGCAGUUGUGUGUGAAUGAACCUUUUGAAGAAACGGAGGAGAAAUGGCUGUCCUUGCUGGAUAAUUCACAUUGGCUGGAGUAUGUGAGACUCUUCCUGAAGCAUUCUGCAGAACUGGUCUAUAUGCUGGACAGCAAACAUGUAUCAGUAAUUUUACAAGAGGAAGAAGGGCGAGACUUAAGCUGCUGCGUGGCUUCUCUUAUCCAAGUGAUGUUGGAUCCCCAUUUUCGGACCAUCGCUGGAUUUCAAAGCCUGAUUCAGAAGGAGUGGGUCAUGGCAGGGUACCCGUUUCUUGAUAGGUGCAAUCACUUGAAGAAAUCUGACAAAGAGUCUCCUUUAUUCCUGAUGUUCCUUGACUGCGUCUGGCAGCUGCUAGAGCAGUACCCGUCGGCCUUCGAAUUUUCAGAAGCGUACUUAACCAUAUUGUACGACAGCACGCGGAUCUCCCUGUUUGGUACUUUCCUCUUCAAUUCUCCACAUCAGAGAGUGAAGCAGAGCACGGAAUUUGCCAUAAGCAAAAAUAUUCAGCUGGGUGAUGAGAAAGGCCUAAAAUUUCCUUCCGCUUGGGAUUGGUCUCUUCAGCUCAGCCCAAGGGAUCGCCUGCUCUUUCACAACCCCCUGUACAUCGGGAAGAGCACACCUUGUGUAUGCAAUGGGACUGUGAAAACCUUUAAAAGAUCAAAGAAGAACUACAGUUCAACCCUCAGAGGCCUCCCGUCUUCCCUCAAGAAUGGAAUCAUCAGCGAGCCAGACUUUCUCCCAAGAAGGAACUCCCUCAUCCUGAAACUAAAACCCGACUUCCUUCAUCACAUAGACAACACUACUAACGGCAUGGAACAGUACUUCCGGGACUGGUUUUCGAAGCCAGCGGACCUCCACGGCGUAAUCCUACCCCGCCUCUCUAGGACGCAGAUCAAACUCUGGAAACUCUGCUACGUCCGCUGGGUCCCCGAGGCCCAGAUCAACCACGGGGGUUCCAUUACAGCCUUCCAUAAGAUCUCUCUCUUGGCCGACGAGGUGGAGGCCUUGAACCGGAGCUUGCGGCAACAGAACGGCAGCCCCCCGUCGCUGGCAAAUGCGCCGGAGCUGGAGCCGAGCCGGCUGUACUUCAGAGCCCACGGGCUCCAUGACAGCUCCGCCACGCCCGACUUCCUCUCUUCCGCGUUUCCGUUCUCACCGGUGGGCAACCUCUGCCGGCGAAGCAUUCUGGGCACGCCCCUGAGCAAAUUCUUGAGCGGGGCCAAAAUCUGGUUGUCUACGGAGACCCUCGCCAAUGAAGACUGACCAAGACUUCCAGGCGGAGGAGCGAGGGAAGAAGAGACCGCGGUCUAACACGACACUGCUUAGCCCCAGCACCGGAAGCUGUAAUAACUUUAUAGACAAAGUUGAUGUUUUUGCACAAAAUAUUUAAAGGCAAAACCCUCAUGCUUCAGUAA